GUUGAUACUUCUCCACCGACCACCACCUCUAAGGUGCCCUGCGUUUCUAACUGAUGAAUAAAUUGAAGCGAGCUUUACCAAGCUCGCCUACGAAGACUUCAUCCUUUAGUGCCGUACAGGUUGUUGGUACCAGUGUUUCCACCAAAUUGUCGCUUGACCACAGUAGGACAUUACCAGCACCUCAAGACGAUGUAACACCUCGAAGUCGCGUCGAGCAGUACUGGGCUGCUCGAGCGUUGACUGCGGAGGCCUUACUAUCGGCACGAACAGAGCAUCAUCGGGAACUGCGUACACUUUCGUUCGGAGAAGAGCUGAAGCGUUCACGAGAACGUAACACUCUCAUAAAAGUAAAUGAGGAUAAAAUCGCGAGAAUGGAGAAACUGACAUGGGUCCUACUCGGCGUCAUAGUAUUUCUUGCAAUACUAAUCGUCUACGUGUCCCAUUUGAAUCAGCGUCGUGUACAACGUACACAACACUGGCGCUUACCCGCUCAUUUCACAAUACCUAUAUUAUCCCCUUUCACGUCGGUGGUCGAGCAUGAGGUGUCUGUUAUUGGCACGAAGACUAUUACUUUUUCUAUCACCGUCAUCGCUUGCUUUGCAUAUUUUGUAUAUCGACAUUGGCUCGUAUCACGUAUUCGCAAAGAAUAAGUCUAGGAUGGACCUGGACGGUGAAUCUCUUGUAAAGCAUUAUACCGUUGAUACCAACAGACUUUCUCUGCUGAUACAGCCGUUGGAAUGAACUUGUGAC
Messenger RNA from Guyanagaster necrorhizus, 750 nucleotides. RefSeq lists its product as uncharacterized. The coding region runs from base 54 to 650 and encodes 198 amino acids. The transcript is spliced from 4 exons. The record is from RefSeq and is a predicted model, not a curated record. NCBI's taxonomy places the organism in Eukaryota, Fungi, Basidiomycota, Agaricomycetes, Agaricales, Physalacriaceae.